Messenger RNA from Perognathus longimembris pacificus (Pacific pocket mouse), 1585 nucleotides. It is a transcript of the gene Angptl6, whose product is annotated as angiopoietin like 6. The transcript has 5 exons. NCBI's taxonomy places the organism in Eukaryota, Metazoa, Chordata, Mammalia, Rodentia, Heteromyidae. Bases 1 to 1389 code for a protein of 462 amino acids. The record is from RefSeq and is a predicted model, not a curated record.
AUGGACAGGCUGGGUGGAGAGAGGCUGGCCGCGUGCUCCCUCCUCCGGCUGCAGCUGCUGCUGGUGCUGGGCGCGUGGUGGGCGCGGGCGAGCGCCCCGCGUUGCAGCUACACCUUCGUGCUGCCCGCCCACAAGUUCACGGGCGCCGUGUGCUGGAGCGGAGGCCCCGGCCUCGCGCGCCCCGCGUCCCAGGCCGCCAACGCCAGCGAGGUGGCCGCCCUGCGCGUGCGCGUGGGGCGCCACGAAGAGCAGCUGCGCGAGCUGCAGCGAUUGGCCGCCGCCGACGGCGCCGUCGCCAGCGAGGUGCGCGCGCUGCGCAAGGAGAGCCGCGGCCUGAGCGCGCGCCUGGGCCAGCUGCGCGCGCAGCUGCAGCACGAAGCGGAGCCGGGGGCGGCGCCUACUGAGCCGGGGGCGGAGCCUGCCGCCGCGUUGGAGCUGCUCGGGGAGCGCGUGCUCAAUGCCUCAGCCGAGGCGCAGCAGGCUGCCGCCCGCUUCCACCAGCUGGAUGCCAGGUUCCGGGAGCUGGCACAGCUGGUGAGCCGGCAGAGCGGCCUCAUCGCCCGCCUGGAGCGCCUGUGUCCCGGGGGCGCGGCCGGGCAGCAGCAGGUCCUGCCGCCACCCCUGGUGCCUGUGGUACCCCUGAGUCUGGUGGGUAGUACUAACAACCCCAUUAGGAGAGAAGACACCCUAGCCUCUCCCAUGCCAGCAGGGCACCCUGCUGCCCCCACCAAGCCAGCAGGCCCCUGGCGUGAUUGUGCAGAAGCCUAUAAGGCCGGCCACAGGCAGAGCAGGGUGUAUGAGCUGCGGCUGGGCCGCCACGUGUUCGCAGCCUGGUGCGAGCAACUGCUGGAGGGCGGAGGCUGGACCGUGAUCCAGCGGAGGCAAGAUGGCUCUGUCAACUUCUUCACCACCUGGCAGCACUACAAGGUGGGCUUCGGGCGGCCUGAUGGAGAAUACUGGCUGGGCCUUGAACCCGUGCAUCAGCUGACCAGCCGUGGGGACCACGAGCUCCUGGUGCUGCUGGAGGAUUGGGGGGGACGCGCAGCUCGUGCCCGUUACGACAGCUUCUCCCUGGAACCGGAGAGCGACCACUACCGCCUGCGGCUGGGCCAGUACCGGGGAGACGCUGGAGACUCUCUCUCCUGGCACAGCGACAAACCCUUCAGCACCGUUGAUAGGGACCGGGACUCCUAUUCUGGUAACUGUGCCCUUUACCAGCGUGGUGGCUGGUGGUACCACGCAUGUGCUCACUCCAACCUCAACGGCGUGUGGUACCAGGGUGGUCACUACCGGAGCCGCUACCAGGACGGGGUGUACUGGGCCGAGUUCCGAGGCGGGGCGUACUCUCUCAAGAAGGCUGCUAUGCUUAUCCGGCCAGUGAGGCUGUGAUCAUCUGCUGGGGGUGGGGGGGGACCUAAAUCCUGAUCAAGCUGGCCACAUUUCCUUUUGUGAGUAAGAAAAAAAAAAAGGAAAAGGAAAAAAAAACCCAAGGGGGGUGGGGAGCCAGGCACACCCCUCCCCCACACCACCACUUUGUUAGGCUCAGAAGGUCCCCAUGGGGGUUUGAGCACAGAUUUUAUAACAA